This is a messenger RNA of Temnothorax curvispinosus, 1296 nucleotides long. RefSeq lists its product as uncharacterized. Bases 1 to 1296 code for a protein of 431 amino acids. The transcript has a single exon. The record is from RefSeq and is a predicted model, not a curated record. Lineage: Eukaryota; Metazoa; Arthropoda; Insecta; Hymenoptera; Formicidae. Gene Ontology annotation, biological process: DNA integration. Gene Ontology annotation, molecular function: nucleic acid binding.
AUGUCGGGUAACCUCGAUCUCCAGGAAGGAAUUUCUACACAUGUCCAGUUCGUGUUUGAACAAUCUCCAGUAUCCGAUACGAUACUUUCAAGACUUUUGAAUUUGCAAGCGGAGGAUCCCGUGUGUCGUGAACUAGUAAAAUACAUUCAAAAUGGAUGGCCGUGUAAAGACCGGAUCAGCGCUUCAGUGAAACCCUUCUACGAAUUUCGCAACAAUCUCACCUUGGCCCGAGGGUUUAUCAUGUUUGGCAACCGAUUCUACAUUCCCACAGGACUUCGUCGAGGAACCUUAGAAGCUAUCCAUAAUGCUCAUCAAGGCAUUGAAAAAUGCCGGGCCCGCGCUAGAUACAGCGUUUGGUGGCCAAAAUUAUCUGCGGAGCUUCAACAAUUAGUGGACAGCUGCGCGGUGUGCGUGCAAAACAGGCCCGCACGAUCGGAACCGUUGAAGCCAUCUAAUUUUCCGGAUCGACCAUGGCAAAUUAUUGCCAUAGAUUUAUUCAAACACAGUACCAGUUGGUAUCUAGUAGUUGCAGACUUUUAUUCCCGGUACCCGGAAGUGUACCAACUACCAGAUUUACGGUCAAUAACCAUCAUUGUUCGUUUGAAGGAAAUAUUUGCACGCCAUGGAAUCCCGGAUUUGAUCAGAUCCGACAAUGGAACACAAUUCGACCCACUACGCACAACAGAGUUCCGGGCCUUCAAAAAAACAUAUGGAUUUGAGCACAAAACAUCGUCCCCUCAUUUCCCUCAAAGCAACGGGUUCAUAGAAGCAAUGGUGAAAACCGUAAAAAGCGACUUGGAAAAGUCCAUGGAUUUUAACGUUUGGUUAUUAGAAUACCGUACAACUCCUUUAAAGUGCGGUUUUUCUCCCAGUGAAUUAGCCAUGGGGCGGCGAAUUAAGUCUUUUCUCCCUGUUAUACCAUCCCUACUGAUGCCAAAAACAAUCAACCGGGACACACUGCUGUCUAAGGAAAAGGAGAGAAUGGAUCGCCAGAAGAAGGAUUUUGAUCGUCGUCACCACAAGAGCGAGCGCGAUGAUUUAGAAGUUGGCGAUCGUGUCUGGAUUCGCGAUUUACGCCGUUGGGGCGUUAUACAAGAACGCGCGGUCCAACCAAGAUCCUAUAUCAUACAAUCAGAUACAGGAACAUAUCGGCGAAACAGAAGCCAUUUACAUUGUCUGGAGGCACCUUUGGGAUAUUUUGAUACGCCGGAGAAUACGCCUAGGAGGGAGGAGUGGCUUACCCCACCACUCCGGGAAAACUCAGAACACCGAAGGAGCCGCCUUCAUCAGUUGUAA